Apis florea (little honeybee) is the source of this 4840-nucleotide messenger RNA. It is a transcript of the gene Pdk1, whose product is annotated as Phosphoinositide-dependent kinase 1. NCBI's taxonomy places the organism in Eukaryota, Metazoa, Arthropoda, Insecta, Hymenoptera, Apidae. The record is from RefSeq and is a predicted model, not a curated record. Gene Ontology annotation, biological process: peptidyl-serine phosphorylation; intracellular signal transduction. Gene Ontology annotation, molecular function: protein serine/threonine kinase activity; ATP binding.
AAAAAAAAAAAAUAACGAAAACCAGUCUACGAAAGAUGUGAUCGAGUGUGACGCCGCGCGGGGCUAUUCCCGUUCAAGUGCUUGUUCUUGCGGAAACAGAGGGAAACUUUAGAAAUAUUUCGCACCUGUUUACAAAUGAUCCGACGAGAUCCCGCGAAGUGUCGUUUAGGGAAUUGGUUGUUAUGACAAUAGAUUAACACUCUUCAACCAAUCACGUUUGAUCGAAACUUAUUGUUUAUAAUUCAUGAAAAUUCGUCAAAAUGUUCAACUUGCUACCAAAGAAAGCAAUGUUAGAGUCGCUUUAUUCUUUUGUUCGAUCAAAUAUCUGAGAAUCGUCCGAAGCUAACGUUCCCACGGAUCGCGAUACUGUUGUCGACGAAGAGAGUGUGGUAACUUCGUACUCAAAAGGCGCUAUGGGAUGUUCUAUGGGAUGUGCUUUCCGAUUGCGUGUGGCGAACCAGGCGCUUACCGUUUCGCCACAGCCGGCAGUAACGGUGGAGGGGCCGGUGUCCAAAAUGUCUCCACCAACGAACGACGUGACCAAUGGUGUGGUAGCGCCACCCAACACCCUGGCGCCCCGGGUUUCACCGACCACGAACCCGGCCCUUACCACCAUCAACCCGCCAACGCACAAGCGGACUCCCAAGGACUUCAUCUUUGGCAAGGCGAUCGGCGAGGGAAGCUUCUCCACCGUUUACCUGGCCAAAGAUAUCCACACCGGGAAGGAAUACGCGAUCAAGGUGUGCGACAAACGUCACAUAAUCAAGGAGAAGAAGACCGAGUACGUGAAGCGAGAGAAGGAGGUGUUGAACAUGCUCGCGGGCGCGAAACACUCGUUCGUGCGCCUGUUCUGCACCUUCCAAGACGUGGAAAGACUCUAUUUCGUCCUGUCCUACGCGAAAAACGGUGAGCUCCUGCCGUACAUCAACAAGGUUGGCUCGUUCGACAUCGAGUGUACCAAGUUCUACUCGGCGGAGAUCCUUCGCGCUCUCGAGUACCUUCACGGGCUCGGGAUCAUCCAUCGCGAUCUCAAGCCGGAGAAUAUCUUGUUGGACGAGAAGAUGCACGUGCUUAUCACCGAUUUCGGUAGCGCCAAGAUCCUCAAGGACCCGGAGACGGUCACGCAUCCCGCGACGGACGAAUCGCAACAGCAGCAGCAACAGCAACAACAGCAGCAGCAACAGCAGCAACAACAACCGUUCCGAAGAGAACGAAGAGGCUCGUUCGUUGGUACCGCCCAAUACGUGUCCCCGGAGCUGUUGACCGAUAAGACGAGCAGAGCGUCCGAUCUCUGGGCCCUCGGCUGUAUAAUCUACCAGAUGGUCGCUGGUCUGCCCCCGUUCCGCUCCAGGAGCGAGUACAUGAUAUUCCAAAAAAUCCUGAAGCUCGAGUACGAGAUCCCCGACGGAUUUUGCGAGCUGGCGAGGUCCCUCGUCAGUCAGCUGUUGGUGCUCGAGCCAUCGCAGAGAUUGGGGGCGCAGGACGAGCACGGCGCCGGUUAUCCGAGCAUAAGGGCGCACCCGUUCUUCGAGGGUGUCGACUUCGAGACCCUCCACGAGCAGACGCCGCCCCCGAUCUAUCCCUAUCUGCCCGGCACGUCGGAGAACGAGGAGCUCAGGUCGCAGUACAGGGUUCCCGACCACCUGGAACCAGGCCUCGACGACAAACAGCUGACGAGGCUUCUCGGCCUGGGCAUCGGGGAGGACGACGACGACGACGACGACGAGGAAACCACCGCCGAGCGGGAGAAACCCGCGCAGACAAGCACCGUGGUCUGCGAGAAGCCGAGGAGGACCAAGAUCACCAGUGACGGUAACAUCGCCGACCUGACGCCCGAGGAGAUGAGGAACCGAUUGGAGAAGCAACGUGCCUCCAAUCAGUGGGACGGGUUCGUCGAGGGAAAUCUGAUAUUGAAACAAGGGUUCGUGAACAAAAGGAAAGGGCUCUUCGCCAGGCGGAGAAUGCUCCUGCUCACCACCGGACCACACCUGUACUACGUUGAUCCUGUGAACAUGGUGCUCAAGGGGGAAAUACCCUGGAGUCCGGAGCUCAGGGUCGAGCCAAAGAGCUUCAAAAUUUUCUUCGUCCACACGCCAAACAGAACAUAUUAUCUGGAAGAUCCCGAGGGAUUCGCAUUGGAAUGGUGUAGAGCGAUAGAGAAUAUGCGAGUCCAUUACUACGGCCUGCAGGAGUCCACCGCUUAAACAGAAGACUGAUGAACGGAAAUCGGAUGGAACAGAGCUAGUGAAUACGUUUCACCGAUUACGGUAAUCACAAUGUCCGCGAGAUUCGAUCGCGGAUAUAUUGUUAUCCGUUCGUGGCCAGAGGAGGCGUUUCGUAUAGAUCGUUUGUUAGCGUUGUAACUCGGCGUUAGGGGAGAUACAUUCUAGGGAUAGGUUAGCGUUUCUUCUAACGCUUUCGAGGCGUUAUGUGUACAGUUUAGGAAAAAUUUUCUAGGUAAAAAUUUAAUGUGCCGGCGGCCCCUCAGAGAUGAUCAAGCUCAAGGGGGAUACGCCCACGAGAAGAGAAGAAAAUGCGUAUCGAAAUCGUGCAGUUAUCCUAUUUUUUUUUUUUUUUUUUUUUUCACUAGUUACGUUUUGUUAUUUAUUUGUCGAACUCGGGUGAACUUGAAAAGGCUGCACGGCGUCUCUCUUAGUACGCGAAUAACACAGGGAAUAGCGAAAUUUGUAGCCAAGGUUUUUAACUGUGUAUGUUCGCACAGCGUUUCGAGCGCUGCGAGUGACGUAACGCUCGUGAUCGAGGUCGCCUGAUGAUCCUUUCGUUGCAAAGAAAGGGAAAUAAAACUGUUCUUCGUGUUCGCGCGAAUUUCGUAUUAAAUAUUCAUGAUAUUCGAAACAUCACAAUCAAAAUUUUAAUCGGGUUGAUAACCGAUGCUUGGUAAAUAUUUAAGAAAAGAAACGUGGAAAAAUAGUGUACCUGGUUGGGAGUAUAAUGGGACGAAGAUUAAUAUAGAUUAGAAGAUAUAGCGAAUGGAAAGCAGGAGCGCAUCGAUCAUACGCGUUUAUAUCAAUAGCAGCGUGUAGCAAUUUUGUUCCAAAUAUAGUCAAAAUUAAUAUAGAAAAUUACAAGCGAGUUUUUUAGAGAAGAGAGAAUCGACAGCAACGUGAGAGAGCAUGUAAUUCGCACGAUAAUUAUCUGCUCGCUGUCGAUUUAUCAAACAAAUCUAGAAUGUCAAUUUAUAUAGUCGAAGUUAAUCAAAAAAAAGGAAAAAGAAAAAAAGGGGAAAAAAAAAGAAAAAAAAAGGAAAAAAGAAAAAAAUGCAGUGGGGACAACAUUGCCGCUUUGCAGCUUUAAUAAACAGUUUACGUUGCCUGAAAGGGAUUCGCGGAAUUUUGCGCGUUGUUCCGUUGAAUCUCUUGCUCUCUUCAUAUUACAGUAUUCUUCUCGUUAUUCGUCACCCCUUUUUUUUCUUCUCGAUACGUUGUAAAUAUUAGCGCGAUUUCACGAAGAGCAGGCUUCGUAAAGCAUAUAUCAAUUGUAUACAUAUAGUUCUAUAUAUUUGUAAGUACAAAGAUCGUUGUCCGACCACGGCGUUUUUUCCGCUCGUUUCUUAGUUCGAUUUACUUUGUCUCCAAUCUGGCCCUCGCGGACACGAUCGAACAAUGUGUGUACAGCCGGGAACUAGAAGGACAGUGUUUAGAUCUUAAAUCGGAAGAAAUAAAUUUUUAGUAGUUGUUUAAAAAUGGAAGAUGAGAUGAAAAUUAGUAUUUGUUGUACAAAAAAGAAAAAAAAAAAAAAAAGAAAAAAGAAAAAGGAAAAGCGGUGGAGAGAUUGGGAAGAAUUUUCUCUUCCUGCGGAAGACACUGAAACAGGAAUGUGACCUUAUGAAUUAAGUAGAUAGAUUAAUAGAAAAAAAAAAAAAAGGAAUAGCUUUAAGAGUAGUAACCCCGUAUAGAUUUGCGAGAAUCACACACACGGAACACACACACUACCACCACACUCGUUGCGUUCAAACUAUUGUCGUUGUCAUUCUUACUAUUAAUUUUUUUCUAGUAUUUAGUAAAGCUAUUACGAUUGCAUCGUUAGCGAUAUUAAUUAACUAUUUCAUCGUAUUACGAACGUAUAAGUAUUUUUUUCCCCUCGUAAUUGUCGACGUAUAUUUAAGUAUAAACGAUUCUGUUUCUCUUCCUUUCUAUUCUUUUCUUUUCUUUUUUUUUCUUUUUUUUUUCUUUUUCAUUUUUUCUCUCACGCGCGAUCUUUUGUUUAAUUUAUUAUUCGCCGUACACGUCCUACGUUUAUUAUUUUUUAUCGUUUUUCGUUUCCGCGUUAGAUCACACGCCUCGUUUACGCGUAGAUCACAUACAGACUUAGUACUACUACCGCUGCCACCACUGCGAUCAUUAUUAUUAGUGCUAUUACUAUUACUAUUACUGUGUCCAUUACUAUUGCUAUUAUAUUGUCAUUGCUGCAUACGUAGAUACAUGUAUACGUAUGCGUGCGCGUCGCGUGUAUAUGCGUAUGCACGUGUUUAUAAUGCGUUCUGUAACUUAUAUUAUUACUAUCCUCUUUAGAUGUAAUUUUAGAUACUUUGUAAAUAAUACUGCCAAUUUAUCGCGCAUCGACUUCCGAAACGCUAUUCGUUCUCUUCGUGCGCGACCAAGUCGUGGCCAAACUGUACGAUACAGCUGUAUAUUAUCUAUACAUAAAUAUUCUAUAUACACAUAUAUAUUAUAUAUAUAUAUAUAUAAUAAAAAAGUAUAUAUAUACACAUAGAUGCAUACAGUUAUAUAAAAUAUUUAUGAAUUGUGAAUAGUUAGUUAGGGAAAUCGUGUAUAAACGUUCGUUCGUAGGUUAUAGGCCGAAUACGCGCUUAGGUUAA